This is a messenger RNA of Cornus florida, 2651 nucleotides long. Its product is annotated as pentatricopeptide repeat-containing protein At5g19020, mitochondrial. The record is from RefSeq and is a predicted model, not a curated record. Lineage: Eukaryota; Viridiplantae; Streptophyta; Magnoliopsida; Cornales; Cornaceae. Gene Ontology annotation, biological process: RNA modification. Bases 223 to 2340 code for a protein of 705 amino acids. The transcript has a single exon. Gene Ontology annotation, molecular function: protein binding; RNA binding.
UUUUAAUUUUUUACCAAACGAUUACAAUUAUUAUGAAACGGGUUUUCUGGGCUUAAAAGCCCGGUCUACGGCUAUAGGAAGCCCAGCCAUACACCACCUAAAUUUAAUCAGUGACAUAAUAUAUAUGUAUAUAUUUCCUCCACGAACAAUUUGUUUACAUGAUAAGCAACAGUGCCACCAACAGAGUCGAAUCCUUGUAAAAGGUGCUCAUGAUCGCGUCUCAUGAACAUUGCUCUCAGACCCAACUCAUUCCUUCGCCUUUCAAUCCCUUUCCCUCCAGUCUCACCCCAAAAUCUGAAAUGGGUCUCCACUGCAGCAACCAAAACUCCUCCACAAGUUCCUCCACGCCCAGAAGACCACCUUCGUGCGUUCUUCAAUACUGGAAAGGAUAAAACACCACUCGAUCAAGAGCUUGCACUCGUCUCGGCAUUGAAGUCUUGUUCAUCCCUUUUGGCUAUCUCUCAAGGCCAGCAAAUCCACAGUUUUGUCUUUAAAUCCGGCCGUGACUCGAACAUUUUCAUCCAGAAUAGUUUGAUUAACAUCUAUGCGAAAUGUGGGUUCAUGGACGAUGCUGAAUCGAUGCUUGACUCCUCGUCUGUGUUAGAUUCUGUGUCUUAUAAUAUUAUGAUUGCUGGGUAUGUGAAAUGUCGCCGGUUGGACCAUGCACGUAGACUGUUUGAUGAAAUGCCCCUGAAAGGGUGCGUUUCGUAUACUACUAUGAUAAUGGGUUUGGCCCAAAAUGGUUGUUGGCAUGAAGCAAUUGAGGUUUUUAAGGAUAUGUGGUUCGCAGGUGUGACUCCGAAUGCGGUGACUAUGUCAAGCGUAAUCUCAGCGUACUCGCAUUUAGGUGGCAUUUGGAACUGUCGAUUGCUUCACGCGUUGGUGUAUAAAAUUGGGCUUGAAAUGCUUAUUCUUGUUGCAACUAAUUUGGUUCGCAUGUAUUGUGUUUGUUCAAGUGUCCUGGAGGCCAGAAUUUUAUUUGAUGAGAUGCCUGAAAAGAAUACAGUUUCCUGGAAUGUAAUGUUAAAUGGGUAUUCAAAAGCCGGACUUAUUGAUUUGGCUAGAGAUUUGUUUGAGAGGAUUCCCGUAAGAGAUGUGAUUUCAUGGGGUACUAUGAUCGACGGCUUUGUGCAAGUAGGAAGGUUGAGUGAAGCUUUAAACAUGUAUCGGGCAAUGCUAUGCACCGGAUUGAGUCCCAAUGAUGUUCUGAUUGUGGAUAUACUGUCCGCUUGUGGACAAUCAACAGCCUUCAGUGAGGGCCAGCAAAUUCACAGUACAAUCAUAAAGACAGGCCUCAAUUGUUAUGACUUCAUGCAAGCAACAAUUAUCCAUUUUUAUGCCGCUUGCCGCCAAGUCAACCUUGCUCGUUUGCAAUUUGAGCUAGGCAGCAAGGACCAUCUGUCAUCUUGGAAUGCCCUCAUUGCCGGAUUCAUAAGAAAUGGAAUGAUUGACCAUGCAAGACAAUUAUUUAAUGAGAUGCCUGAAAGAGAUGUUUUUUCAUGGAGUUCAAUGAUAUCUGGUUACUCACAGAGUGAGCAGCCUAAUAUGGCUGUAGUACUCUUUCAUGAAAUGGUUGCAAGUGGUAUCAAACCAAAUGAAAUUACAAUGGUAAGUGUCCUUUCUGCAAUUGCUACUUCGGGUACAUUGGAAGAGGGAAGGCGUGCCCAUGAAUACAUAUUCCACAACUCUAUCCCUCCUAAUGACAAUUUAAGCGCAGCAAUCAUUGACAUGUAUGCCAAAUGUGGGAGCAUCAAAACUGCCUUGGAAGUCUUCCAUCAGAUCCGAAACAAGACCUCCUCUGUCUCGCCAUGGAAUGCGAUUAUUUGUGGGCUGGCCAUGCAUGGGGACGCAGAGUUGUCUCUUAAAAUAUUCUGUGACUUGCAGAGCCGUAAAAUUGAACUCAAUUCGAUUACAUUUAUCGGAGUCUUGAGUGCGUGCUGCCAUGCUGGAUUGGUGAAAGCAGGAGAGGGACAUUUUAAGAGCAUGAAGAGUGUGUAUGGCGUAGAUCCAAAUAUCAAGCAUUAUGGUUGUAUGGUGGAUCUUUUGGGCAGAGCCGGGAGAUUAGAAGAAGCAGAGGAGCUAAUAAAUAGCAUGCCUAUGAGAGCAGAUGUUGUGAUAUGGGGCACAUUGUUGGCGGCAUGUAGAACGCAUGGGAACUUGGAAAUAGGGGAAAGGGCAGCCGAGAGCUUGGCAAGGGUGGAAGCAUCUCAUGGGGGAGGUAGAGUUCUUCUAUCCAACAUUUAUGCAGAUGCAGGGAGGUGGGACGAUGCAUUUUUGGUAAGACGGGCAAUGCAAAGCCAGAGAGUGAUGAAGUGCCCCGGGUACAGUGGUGUCGUGUGAUGUUGUAACGAGGUUCUAGUACAUUGUCAAGAACUUCACCUCAACUUGGGCACACGAAUGACUGUUCUUUUCGGAAAAAUGAUUUUUGUUAAAUGGAUCCAGUGUCACCAUGCAGACUGACAAGUCUGAGGAUGCAUAUUUGACUCUGAAAGCAGUAGCAAACAGAUCUGUCUUCUAUCUCUCCCUCCCAACACAAUACAAACUUGUGUUUUGAUAUGUGCAUUGUAUCAAUGCUUUAAAAUUUUUAGCAAAAUUACCGAAUAUGUUGACAUUUAUUUUAAUCCAACAUGAAAUUUCAGCAACUCCUGGUA